AAUAUUUCCCUCAGUAAACUGUUGUUGAUUUUCUGUAUAUAUUCCUGUUCAUUCUAUGACAGAGGUAAAUCCAGGUGAAACAAUACCAUCUGAUAAGAUUCAGAUUGAACCAAGGAAAUGAUAGAAAAAAUGAUUCACGUAAAAUCUUACACUUCCUAUUCACUACGAUCAAUGAUUUUAUUCUUACGCAGGCAGUCAUUGAAAUAAAAGCUGUUGUUCACUGAAAAUCAGUCAGUUUUCUCAACAAACCGAAGAUGAACAUUGCGUUCAUAUUGUUUUUCACACUUUGGUCAUUGCCCAAUCUCCAAAGCAAGAAAAGGAAGUGUUUACCCAAGAACCACUAUUGGAAACCUUACGUGGCAACUGGGGCAUAUCCAAGGUCUGCUUUUCCUGUUGGGGUACCGAAGAAUUACAGCAGGACCUUUGUCGCAAGGGUAACAGUCCCUUACAAGAAAUGGUCAAGGGUGGUUCCAGCUCAGCUGUUUAAUGAUCACGUGGAAUCUGCUUCUAUGUAUGGAGAAAAUAAGACUGUGGAAAGAUAUACUGAUGGUAUAGAGAUUCUCCACGUGACAGAUCGCAGCAAUUACGAAUGGAUGCCCAUAGAAUGGCACGAUUGCCCACACCACGACUGUCCAGAUCACCAGUGCCCAGAACAUCCCCCCAAGUGUCCCACAGACUGCGAGCCCACCUGCCCUUCCAAAUGCAGACCGGAACCACCCGCAUCUCCAAAACCCACGAAGUGUCCCGAGGCAGCAGGCCCCCCAGGCCUCCCCACGAAGAAACCCCAACGUCCCCCCACCACGACAAAAACUAAACGUCCCCCAACCACCAAAAGGACGAAACGUCCCACCACGAGAAGGACCAAACGCCCCCCGACGCCCACGCGUUGUCCUGGGAAGAAUGAACCCUGCGAUUGCGAUGAUAUGAUAGAGGAUAUCUGCAAGAAGCUGCGCGAGUGCUGCUGUUUCGUUGAGGGUGGAAUAGGGUGGGACGAUGAGGGGGCUACGCAGAUAUACCACGUCGGCAGGGUUGUCGACCAGGGGCAGAUCAAGAUUGGAAGGUGUUUGACUAGGAAGUAUAAGAAAUUUGGGGGUGAAAUCGGUAUUUUUUACCCCUCCGGUAUGAAGACGAGGAGCAGAAAAAACGGUUUUGACGUUCUCACUUACGAUUGCGACAGAAAAUCCCCUGAAUGCCUCAAAUUAUACAGACGUCUGCAGGGGAAUGCUAAACCGAAAGGGAUGUUUUAGGAAGGGAUGUUUGAGGCUAUGUAAUAAUGAUUCUACAGUCUGAAAGCUGUUGAUUGAUCGGUUUUUAUAUGUUUUUUAAUGCUUCCAUAUGAAUUAUAAUUCAAAAUAAACUUUGGGUUAC
This is a messenger RNA of Coccinella septempunctata (seven-spotted ladybird), 1368 nucleotides long. RefSeq lists its product as uncharacterized. Bases 255 to 1247 code for a protein of 330 amino acids. The transcript is spliced from 4 exons. Lineage: Eukaryota; Metazoa; Arthropoda; Insecta; Coleoptera; Coccinellidae. The record is from RefSeq and is a predicted model, not a curated record.